This is a messenger RNA of Folsomia candida, 2439 nucleotides long. RefSeq lists its product as uncharacterized. The transcript is spliced from 6 exons. The record is from RefSeq and is a predicted model, not a curated record. Bases 207 to 2021 code for a protein of 604 amino acids. Gene Ontology annotation, molecular function: protein binding. Lineage: Eukaryota; Metazoa; Arthropoda; Collembola; Entomobryomorpha; Isotomidae.
GCUCUCGCUCCAUUUUAAUCGGACAAUUUGUGUUGAUUAAAAGUUUACUGUUAAUUUCUUGAUGAUAAGCUAUUAUCCGAAGGUUCCUAAUUGAUGCGUACAGCGAUAAGUAGUAUUGUUGAGUCACACAUCAUAAAAACCAAGGUGGUACUACGACUUGUUAGAAGGUGGUUUCACUAACUUCAUUUGAAACUUUAAAAGUUAUAAUGGAUCGAAUAAACGAGAAGGAUGAAGAAUUAGAAGAAGUUGACCAAUCAACUUCUAAACCUUCGUCGCCCAACGGGAACAACACAAUUGACGUGCCCCACGACGAUUAUAUCUCUGAACACGAAGUGAUUGAAGAUGCUGUGCGAAAGUUUCUCGCCCCUCUGAAAAAAUCAAUUCUUGAAGCCAAUGCAAAAUUGGGUAAGCCGUUGGCCAUGAGGUCACGUGGGGACGUACCGGUCUCUUUACUCCAGUCAUUGUGCCAUUUCAUCUGGGACAUCAAUCUCAUCUACACAAAUCCUGCCUAUUUGAACCGACUCUACUUCCAACUCUCUCUGACUUUCAAAAUGACGGCGGGACAAUCCGACCUGAAUGAUCUAUAUGAUUACAAACCGGCCGAACUUGUCGCGAACAAGGUGUCACAACUCUUCAUUUUGUUGGUCCUCCCAAAUCCACCUCUAUUUUUGGAAGAACUUAGAAACUUUGCCGCAAUUUUGGAGGAUGUCCGCAUAGCUCGGGAUGUUUUGGCCAAAAGUGCGUACACUUUUCUAUUUGGCGUUUUCCGCCAGUUGUACGUCGUCCUGGCCGACGUGGAUGAAGAAUACCAAGACAUCGUUAAUGUGGCACCCCACCAUGACUAUACUAUGAUGACCACACAUUUCGACGACUUGGUAACCAAUUGCCAGUUCACAGUACAUGGAUUGAGCUGCAUUUUCAUUAAAUUGUUUAAAUUCAAGCCGCUGGAGAAAAUUAGGAGGAUGCAACGGGUGGUCCAAUUUGAGAACAGCUCUGCCGAGUGGUGCCUCGCUCUCGCGGAGAUUAUGCGGCUUCGUCGCCGUGAGGCCAGUGCUCGAAAUAAAUGGCCGAAUGCGGAAGAAAUUACAAACCUGCAGAAAGCAGUGUCCAUCUCGCCAGAUAAUCUAUUUGCCCGUCUCGCCGUGUUGGAUACGAUUAUUGGGAGUGUGCGUGACUCCAGCGGCCGAUUUACUUGUGGAGACAUACAUCUGGAUAAUUUGGACGAUUCGAUGAAAUAUUUGAUUGAUCAUAGUUGGAAACUAACUACGGAUUUUCCCGACAAUGUCACCAUCCUUUCAACCAUUUCGGAUUAUUUUGCACGCUACGUCCCACACUUGUUCUUCGAUGCAGAGCGUUCCCUUAAUCUUUUGCAAUCUGCAAAUGCGCUGAAUCCGUCAAAUCCAAAGACUGCCCAUCGUUUUGGAAUCUUGUACCGAAUGUCUUUCGGAAACUUAGACGAUUCGCUGAUCUGGCUGUCAAGAGCGAUUCAACUCGACCCCACCAACUUCAAAGCGACGAUCGAAUAUUAUAAAACUCUUCUCGGUAAAAUCAACGAAUAUCCCGAUGUGGCUAUCAUGAUGGAGACGACACUUGAAGAUACUUCCAUCUCAGAUGGUUGGAAUGACUAUGAAAUGAUGGAUUUUCUCUUCUUGCUUGGAAUUGCUCACUUCAUGAAAGGAGACAAGGAAGAGACGCUGGAAGUCUGGGAAAAAUGUGCAGGCUUUGGCGAGACUGUAUUUUCUUUAGAGGAUGUUUUGACCGCGAUGGAACAUUUCCAAUGGCCAAAGAAAUUGGUGGACGUUGACAAAAUAAAACUUUGGAUUCAAGCAGAGCAAACUACCCUUAAGAAAGAGUUGCAGACUGAAAAUCCUCCCGAAAAUCUCGAGAAACGAAAAGUUUUCAUUGACCGAUUGUUUGAGCUGAUGUUGGGCUAUCAAGCGCCAAAACGGCCCGCGCCCAAACUGUUUUUCGAGAGAAAAUUUCCAGCAAAUUUGCAUGGAUUGUUUUCGUUUGAUCCAUGAAACAGCCAAAGCAGUCUCAAAAUGUUUCUUUGUCAUACCUUCAUGAUUUCAUCGAGUAUGAAGUCGAUAAAUCAACAAAAAAUUGCACAAACGACAAAUAUUUCAAUUCUACAUUUCCUACUAUUAUUAUAUUGAUUAAUACUUAUUAAUUAACAGUUUAAAACAAUUGUAACUCUUUCGGAGAGUAAAUUGUUACUUAAUUUAGGGUUUAAUGUUUAGUGUAAUAAUGGCUUUCGUAUUUUUGUAAACUUUCAAAACCAACAAAAUAUGCUGUUUAUAAAGGUUACUCUCUUUUAUGUAACAUACAUUUUUGCAUCACAUAAAUCCCAUUAUUGUUACUAACAUUGAUGGUUUAGUGACAAACUUGCCUGAUAACAAAUAAUUGUGGUUAAAAAUAAAACUGCAGGUGAAAAAAUAA